GAAAAGACAAGGCCUGCUUUAUUCAUCUCCAUCGCCAUCGGAUCCGCUCAUCAGAACUUUCAUUGGAAAGUCUACAUUAUCUUUUACCAAAAGCCCCAAGAUUAUGCUUUCUUAACUGGCCUAGACAACAAUAGAAUAAAUCACCACACACUCGGAUUCUUACCCUCGCACCGCUUUACUUGUUCCUACAGGAUAAAUUAUUGAAUCAAUGUCCUCUUUGCUAGUUCACCGUCAGGACAUAGGGAGCGAAUCGGAAUGGAAUGAACAUCGUCGCUACGGAAUCGUUAUUGAUGCUGGAUCUUCUGGCUCUAGAGUCCACGUUUACUCUUGGAAAGAUUACGCACAUCUUCUCCAAACCCAGCCGCUAGAGGCUCUGCGCGGUAAAGUACCCACCGUGGAACGCGGAGACAAGUUGGGGCUUAAAUGGACUCUCAAAGAGCAUCCAGGAAUAUCAACUUAUGCUGGCAAAACAAAGGACAUAGGAGAUCAUUUGAAGAUGCUUUUAGAUUUCGCCGAAGAAGUUGUACCGGCCACAGAACAUAAACAAACACCUAUAUUUUUAAUGGCCACAGCUGGUAUGCGACUUUUACCAAAAGAAGAUCAGGAGGACAUCUUAAGUGCCACCUGUAAUUAUAUCAAAAAAAACUCUGGCUUCAAGCUAGAAAAUUGCAACAAGCAAAUCAAAAUCAUAUCAGGAGAAUUGGAAGGUCUUUACGGAUGGACAGCUGUCAACUAUCUGAUGGGAGGCUUUGACGCUAGCAUCAGUGCAUCACUCGAUGAACAACCUAAGAACGCAGAUGGUAUACGAGAGCAGCACCACACAUUUGGAUUCCUUGACAUGGGAGGCGCUAGCACACAAAUUGCAUUUGAGCCAGAACAUCAUCAGAAAGAGGAACAUAUGGAUGACCUAGAGAAAAUCACGCUGCAUACCCUAGAUGGACGCCGAAUUGAAUACGAUGUUUUUGUAACCACCUUUCUUGGGUAUGGCAGUAAUGAAGCAAGGAGACGGUACCUGGAGGAACGAGUACGCAAGGCUUAUGAUGAGAGUGGACCAAAAUCAGACUUGUUAGAUGAGCAUCAUACGCUCCAUUUGGAUGACCCAUGUCUUCCUAUUGAUCUCAACUUAACCGACUCCUCGUCAACAAGUGUUGCAUUAACACUUCAUGGCACUGGAUCAUUCUCCAAAUGCUUGGAAGCUACCCUUCCACUUCUGAACAAGGAUGUUGAAUGCCCAACCGAACCUUGUUUAUUUAAUGGUGUACACACUCCACAUAUUGAUUGGCUAGUCAACAAGUUUGUAGGAAUAUCUGAAUACUGGUAUUCAUCGCACGAUAUUCUUGGUCUAGGAGGGGUUUACGAUUUUGUUGAGUACGAGAAGAAAGCCACCGAAUAUUGCCAAUCGGAGUGGAACACGAUUCGGCAGAACCACCAACAUGCCAACGAAAUUGAUUUGCAGCGUUACGAAAUGCAAUGCUUCAAGGCUGCUUGGAUGGUCAAUGUGCUCCAUGAUGGUAUCGAAAUACCAAGAAUCGUAGAUGAUGGUGGUCAAGGCACGGCAGCUCAAGAAAAGGAAGUCUUGGAACAGUCGAUUGAAAGUGUCAAUGCCAAGCAUUGGAGUCCGCCGUUCCAAAGUAUCGACACCAUCAAUGACAUUCAAGUUUCUUGGACUUUGGGUGCUAUGCUUCAGUACGUAUCCGAUCAAAUCCCUGUAACGGAUAAUGGGUCCCCAGGGCAUAGUACGGAUGAUGAAGGCCCUCAUGCUAUCGAUAAAGAAGAUGGUCAGCCACCGCUAGAAAACGUAAUCGGUAUACCAGGAAACCCUAUACCCAAAUCAUUGACGCCAAGUAAUGCGCAUUCAUUUGCUUUCUUCGUUAUGUCGAUUAUGAUAAUUUGUUGUUUCCUCGUAUGGUGUAUUUCUCGCAGUCGGUCUCGCCGCCGAGCAGGAAAGAGUUCUUAUGACCCCAACGCGGGGAUCCUCGGCAAUUCAGAUUCAGUGCAUGCCAGCCAAUCUCACGGUUUCCGCUCUCAGCUAUCUCAUUUUCAUCCUGAUAGAAUGUUGCGCGAAACCUACAAUACUGCUCGCUAUUGGUUUUCAAGACUAGGAAGAACUAAUCGAUCGUACAAUCAAGCCCCCACUUCAGUACAUGACCUGGAUGUGGAUGAUUCCGAAUAUGGUGUUACAGUGACAGAAUUGGAUAAUGUUGGAUCUGAAGGCAUUGCUAUUAAUAUAGGAUCCAGCCCUAGUUUGGGUGUAUUACGAAGACCUACGUCUAGCAAUUCUAUUCGAUCGCAACCAUCUAUACCUACGCGGCCUUGGACCAAAAAGCGAUACAGUGGAGAUAGUGCAGCUAGUCUAAUGGGAGCACAGUCGGCCGUUUCUAGCCCUGGCGCAGUAGAGUAUACUGGCAUCAAGAGUUCAUCUUCGGCACUAGGACUAUCCAACAGAAAUGGAAGUUUCACUAAUCUGACUGCGCGAACUGGCAGCUCGCCGAAUCUCAAUUCAUUCUAUCAAAUGGGUCUUACGCCAACACCUCCUACCAUCUCAUCUGAUGACAAUUCUGGAUACCUACCAGCUGCCGUUACAUCAGCAUCUCCCAGAAAGCAAAGCAGAAUGGGUUAUUCUGUAACCGAAACGUCAGAGGAAGAGGACAAUGAAUAUCCAACAAUGGCUCAAAGUGGAUCGAUCGGACCAUCGACGAUUUUGGAUAUUCCAUCCAUAGGCAACAAUGGUCGAGCCAGUCCUGCUGUAUCUCAAGAUGAAAGGCGACGGAAGAGAGGAGAUGACAUUAUGUAGAUACUCACUGCAUAGCUCUGUAAUAAUGUGUAUGCUGGCAUAGAUUCCUUUCCAUAUAAUAAAAAAAACCUCAUAAGCAUUAUGCAUUUCUCGAACAAUUAAGA
Umbelopsis ramanniana AG is the source of this 2898-nucleotide messenger RNA. RefSeq lists its product as uncharacterized. The transcript has 2 exons. Bases 209 to 2794 code for a protein of 861 amino acids. NCBI's taxonomy places the organism in Eukaryota, Fungi, Mucoromycota, Umbelopsidomycetes, Umbelopsidales, Umbelopsidaceae. Gene Ontology annotation, molecular function: nucleoside diphosphate phosphatase activity. Gene Ontology annotation, biological process: nucleoside diphosphate catabolic process. The record is from RefSeq and is a predicted model, not a curated record. Gene Ontology annotation, cellular component: membrane.